AUGAAUGUCCGCAGGACUAUCAGACUGGCAGCAGGUGGCUUUGUUUCCGCCUUGGCCGCGUUUGAAGCCCAGGUGAAUUUAAGAAACUUCCAACAGACCGAUAAUGUAAAGGAUGACACAUCACGUUCAUUCCUGUUACGGGCCAAAUCUUUCUUACAGCCUUUCAAUGCCUUAUCCUCAGCUUGUGCACAGACGACUACCAUCCCUCCCAAAGUGACACCAUGGGACUGGAAUUGGGACGGGCGCCACCCACAGUCUUCUGUGGUACAAGCGACCGGUGACAAUUCCGACGGGCAGCUGAAGCGAAACACGUGUUCUCGUCAUCUGAUUUUCAUAAGGCACGGUCAGUAUCACUAUGCGGAGUCAGAUGAAGAAUGCCGCUUGACGCAGCUUGGUCGAGAGCAGCUCGAUUUAACUGGGUUACGGUUAAAACACCUGAAAUUUCCCUAUUCUAUCGUUCAUUACUCCACGAUGACUCGAGCUGUUGAAUCUACUGAAGAAGUGCUGAAACAUCUACCAGGGGUCAAGGCUAUCCCGUCGGAUUUGCUGCGUGAGGGUGCACCGUACCCUUUGGAGCCUCCUCUUCCCUACUAUCGUCCCACAGCAGAAGAGCUGAAAAGAGAUGGCGAUCGAAUAGAGACUGCUUUCAAGUCAUUUGUUCAUCGUCCAGAUUGUGGUCAGACUCGAGAUACAUAUGAAAUCUUCAUUUGCCAUGCUAACGUAAUUCGUUACUUUGUUUGUCGUGCUUUGCAGUUCCCUCCGGAAGCUUGGAUUCGAUUCUCCCUUGAUCACGGAAGCAUAACCUGGCUUGUUAUUCGUUCCGAUGGUCGUGUUGUCCUCCGUUGUUUAGGUAAUUCUGGAUAUAUGCCUCAAGAGAAAAUAUCGGUGCAG
Molecule: messenger RNA, 891 nt
Organism: Opisthorchis viverrini
Lineage: Eukaryota; Metazoa; Platyhelminthes; Trematoda; Opisthorchiida; Opisthorchiidae
Exons: 1
Biological process (GO): positive regulation of mitochondrial fission
Cellular component (GO): mitochondrion
Source: RefSeq, a predicted model, not a curated record